AAGGGAGCUCCCUUUCUCAAGGGCACGCCACCAAAGUAACCCCCAGUCCCAAUCCCUCUCUAUAUAUAUCUCUCUUCACCCCUGUGGUCUUUUGCAGAGAAAGGGUGGUCUAGAAAGCAAGAAAGGAAAGAGAAGGGAAAGAGAUAAAAGGUAAAACAAGAUGAUGAAGUUGAAGUCAAGAAGGCUUUUCAGGAGUUGCAGCGCAAAGCUUGGAGGAGGAGAAAGAGUGAUAAACAGUAACAAGGCUUGUCAUGGAGGAGGAGAGAUAGAGUGGGAAGUGAGACCAGGAGGAAUGCUAGUUCAGAAAAGGGAAAGUUGCAAAGGUGGUGGAGAGCUCAUUAGAGUAAGAGUUUCCAUGGGAUCUCAUUGCCAUGAUAUCUCCAUUGGAGCCACCUCCACAUUUGGGGAGUUGAAGGUGGUGCUGUCUUUGGUGACAGGGUUGGAGCCAAGAGCUCAGAGGAUUUUGUAUAGAGGGAAAGAAAGGGAGGAUGUGGAUCAUUUGCAUAUGGUUGGGAUUAAAGAUUCAGAUAAAGUGCUGCUUUUGGAGGACCCUGCCAUUAAAGAUAAGAAAUUGAGAGCCAUGAUGGAAAGGAAUCCUUGCAAUACUGCUAUUAAGGUGUGAGCUUUGAAGCAAAAAAUAUAUAUACCUAUAUAUAUAUAUAUAUAUAUAUAUGUGCUAACAAUAUAUAAGGUAGUGAGAUGAUGGUUUGGUUGGUCUUCCUCUGUUUUUUGAAGUAAUGGAGACUCAAUUAAAUUGAAGUCCGGUUUGAUGUAGUGACUAUAUAAUAUAUAUAUAGAGAGAGAUGUCAUGGGAGGUGCUAAUUGUAAUUGUUGCAUCCCCAAAAUCUAUAUAUAUAUAUAUGUAUGAGUUGUGUUUGUAGCUUCUCAGUGUAUUUGAAUGUGUUAAAAACUGUUGGUUUUCCU
Dioscorea cayenensis subsp. rotundata (Guinea yam) is the source of this 924-nucleotide messenger RNA. Its product is annotated as BAG family molecular chaperone regulator 2-like. Gene Ontology annotation, molecular function: protein binding. The record is from RefSeq and is a predicted model, not a curated record. The coding region runs from base 161 to 622 and encodes 153 amino acids. The transcript has 2 exons. Lineage: Eukaryota; Viridiplantae; Streptophyta; Magnoliopsida; Dioscoreales; Dioscoreaceae.